Messenger RNA from Cynocephalus volans (Philippine flying lemur), 1836 nucleotides. RefSeq names its product selectin E (gene SELE). Gene Ontology annotation, biological process: cell adhesion. The record is from RefSeq and is a predicted model, not a curated record. The transcript is spliced from 12 exons. NCBI's taxonomy places the organism in Eukaryota, Metazoa, Chordata, Mammalia, Dermoptera, Cynocephalidae. Gene Ontology annotation, cellular component: membrane. The coding region runs from base 1 to 1836 and encodes 611 amino acids.
AUGAUUACUUCACGGUUUCUCUCUGCUGUCACUUUUGUGCUUCUCAUUAAAGAAAGUGGAGCCUGGUCUUACAACGCCUCCACGGAAAGCAUGACUUAUGAUGAGGCCAGUACUUAUUGUCAGCAAAGGUACACACAUCUGGUUGCAAUUCAAAACAAAGAAGAGAUCAAGUACCUGAACUCCAUAAUGAGCUACUCACCAAGUUAUUACUGGAUUGGAAUCAGAAAGGUCAACAACGUGUGGGUCUGGGUAGGCACCCAGAAGCCUCUGACAGAAGAAGCCAAAAACUGGGCUCCAGGUGAGCCGAACAAUAAGCAAAAUGACGAGGACUGCGUAGAGAUCUACAUCAAGAGAGGCAAAGAUGAGGGCAUGUGGAAUGAUGAGAGAUGCAGCAAAAAGAAACUUGCCUUGUGCUACACAGCUGCCUGUACCAAUGCAUCCUGCAGCGGCCAAGGCGAAUGUAUAGAGACCAUCAAUAACUACACUUGCAAGUGCUACCCUGGCUUCAGUGGACUCAGGUGUGAACAAGUUGUGACCUGUGAAGCACAGGAAGCCCCUGAGCACGGAAGUCUGGUUUGCACCCACCCUGUGGGGAGCUUCAGCUACAAUUCCUCCUGCUCUGUCAGCUGUGAAAGGGGCUACCUGCCAAGCAGCACGGACACCACGCAGUGUACGUCCUCCGGAGAAUGGAGCGCUCCUACUCCAGCCUGCCACGUGGUUGAGUGUGAUGCUUUGACAAAUCCUGACAACGGGGUGAUGGAAUGUUUCCAAAGUCCUGGAAGUUUCCUGUGGAACACAACCUGCACAUUUGCCUGUGAGGAAGGAUUUGAACUAACAGGAGCCCAGCACCUCCAGUGUACCUCAUCCGGGAAUUGGGAUAACGAGAUACCAACAUGUAAAGCCGUGACAUGCGAUGCUAUCCACCAGCUUCAGAAUGGCUCUGUGAGCUGUAGCCACUCUCCUGCAGGACAGUUCACCUCUAAGUCAUCCUGCAACUUCACCUGUGAGGAAAGCUUCAUGUUGCAGGGGCCAGCCCAGGUUGAAUGCACCACACAAGGGCAGUGGACACAGCAAAUCCCAGUCUGUGAGGCUUUCCAGUGCAGAGCCUUGUCCAGCCCAGAGAGAGGCUACAUGAAUUGUCUUCCUAGUGCUUCUGGAAGUUUCCAAAGUGGGUCCAGCUGUGAGUUCUUCUGUGAGCAGGGAUUUGUGCUGAAGGGAUCCAAAAGUCUCCAGUGUGGCCUCACAGGGGAGUGGGACAGCGAGAAGCCCAUAUGUGAAGCUGUGAAAUGUGAUGCUGUCCGCCAUCCCCCAAGUGGCUCAGUGCAGUGUACUCAUUCCCCUACUGGAGAAUUCACCUACAAGUCCUCUUGUGCCUUCAGCUGUGCGGAAGGCUUUGAAUUACAUGGAUCAGCUCAACUUGAGUGCACAUCUCAGGGACAGUGGACACAAGAGGUCCCCUCUUGCCAAGUGGUACAAUGUUCAAGCCUGGAAGUUCCAGGAAAGAUCAACAUGAGUUGCAGUGGGGAGGCUGUGUUUGGUGCCAUGUGCAAGUUUGCAUGUCCUGAAGGAUGGAUGCUCAAUGGCUCUGCAGCUUUGACGUGUGGUGCCACAGGACAGUGGUCUGGGAUGCUGCCUACCUGUGAAGCUCCCCCUGAGUCCAGCAUUCCCAUGGCAGUUGGACUUUCUGCUGCUGGAUUCUCGCUCCUGUCAUUAGCAUCAUUUCUCUUCUGGCUUCUGAAAUACUUCCGGAAGAGAGCAAAGACAUUUAUUCCUGCCAGCAGCUGCCAAAACCUUCAAGCCUAUGGAAACUACCAAAUGCCUUCUGACUUCCUUUAA